AAAUAAGUCAGAUAUGAAUAGAGCCGAUUUUUUUCCAUCACACUCUUAUUUUUUACAAGAUGUAGAGAAUAUCCAAGGAUUAUUAUCUGAUUUUAUGUUGGCUUCAGAAGUAUAUAAUACGUCUUUACAGUAUAAUGAUGAUUGUUUGGAAAAUUACAUUAAUUUGGACAAGCUUUAUAAUGAUGUUGAUGAUUUACUAGAUUGUAAUAACCUAGAAUACUACGAGAAAGACAAUAUUCAACUACCAGCUUUAUUAGAGAUAGAAAUGACAUUUGACAGCUUUGAUCAUACAGAGCGGUUUCUUAACCAGUAUACAAAAGACAAUGGGUUUGUUGUUAUAAAGGAGCGAUGUGAAAAGAAUAAGAAUAACAAAUCAAUUAUUGUAAGAAGAAUAUUUGAAUGUCACUAUAGUAGAAGUAGAAAAUUAAAAAAAGUUGUUGAUAUUGUGCAACAAAGAGAUCAUAUAUCAGAAAAAAUAAAUUGUAUGUGGAUGUGUAAUAUUAACAAAAUAAAAGACAGUGAAUCUGUAAAAGUUACUACUACUUCAGCUCAUCAGCAACAAGGAGAUAGACAAUCAAUUCUUAAUAAGCUGUUGGAAUUACAGUGUGAAGAACUGGGAUGGAUUAUUAAAACAUGUCUUGAAGGGCCAGAUAAUCGAUUAAUUAA
Messenger RNA from Racocetra persica, 666 nucleotides. NCBI's taxonomy places the organism in Eukaryota, Fungi, Glomeromycota, Glomeromycetes, Diversisporales, Gigasporaceae. The record is from the annotation of a GenBank genome assembly.